CCAGCUUUCUCAGCCAAGAGCAGCCAGAGUGCUGAGACGCCCUGGUGACCGCUCUGGGGCUGGCCACUUCCUUCCCCGGCAGCCGGGGUCCCCACUGAGGGCAGCCUCACAGCUCCCAGGCCCUCUGCGGGCUGGAAGGUACAGGAGAAGGUGAGGACAGUCACCUUUAGGUGACAGUAUGGGCGGGAAGACAGAUGGGAGAGACAAAGGCCACCAAAACCAAGGCAGCAAGGCCAAGAAAGGGCACCUGCCUCUCAUCCUGGUGCCCCUGACCCAGGCUGGCUUCCACCUAGUGGGUCCCGCCCCACUGGGUUCCUACGCUGGCUUCCCUGGUUGGGUCCUGCCCGUGGUUCCUCUCUCCUCAGUCCCCUCCAUCCCACCACCUCUAGGAGACGCCAACCACCUGUCUCCUCGGAUGCCCCCAUCCCCACCCUGCGCCCCAAAUUCCUAAGGUUGGGAAAUCGGAACACUUUUGCACCUGCCUCAUCCCAUGUCUCCCUCCCUCCCUGAUGCUUGGGCUCCCUCUCUGUUUCAACACAGAUUCUCGGACUCACAAUUACAGCUCAUUACCCUAUCGGUGGCUGGCCCUGAGUCACGAGGGAGGGACACAGGGCUGCCCAGCCCUGCCACCUUCUCCCAAGCUGCAGUAUAAGGAGUAGAGGCAGGGAGGAGGACUCUGGGAAGGCAGGGGAGUCUGGGAAAGGAGGGAGAAGGCUGCACACCUAGAGGGAGGGAGAAGUCCGAAGGAAGAAGAGAACAGAGGAGACCACGCAGCAGGGAGGAGGAGACAGGGCAGAGAGAAAUAAAUUCGGGUGGGAAGAAGGCAGGAGGGAGAGAAGGAGCGAGGCGGAGAUGAGGUUGCAGGGCUCCCUGGCCUGCCUCCUGCUGGCCCUGUGCCUGGGCAGCGGGGGGGCCGGCCCGUUGCCGAAAGAAGGGGAGGGUGCGGGAGCAGGUGUCGAGGAGGCCGUGGGACACGGGAUGGGAGACGCCAUUGGGAAGGGGGUGGGAGAUGCCAUCAGCCAAGGAGUCGAAGAGGCUGCUGGCAAAGGGACCGGAGAGGCCUCCGGCUCUGCAAGCAGGGGGGCCACGAGCCGUGGCGCAGAGGAGGCAGCCCACGUCCUUGGGAACCCUGGGGGUGAGGCAGGCAGGCAGGCUGAGAACAUCAUUCGCCGCGGAGGAGAUGCGGUUCACAGCUCCUGGCAGGGCGUGCCUGGCGGCAACGGUGCUUGGGGAACCCAUGGCCAACCUCCCUCUGGAGGCCAUGGCAUCUUUGGCUCCCAGGGUGGCUUUGGAGGCCACAGCCAGGGCAACCCUGGAGGCCCGGGGACUCCUUGGGGCCAGGGAUACCCCGGAGGUUCGGAUGGCAGCUUCGGAACCCACUCUCAGGGAGGCGCCUGGGGCCAAGGAGCCAACGGAGGAUCUUUGAACUUGGGGCCCAACGCUCAGGGGACCGUGGUCCAGCCCGGGUACGGCUCAGUGAGAGGCAGCAGCAACUCACACACAGAGUGCACCAACCCCCCGCCGUCCGGCUCAGGCGGAAGCUCUGGCAACUCCCGGGGAAGCGGUGGCAGCGGUGGUGGCAGCGGCGGUGGCAGCAGCAGUGGCAGCGGCGGUGGCAGCAGCGGUGGCAGCGGCGGUGGCAGCGGCGGUGGCAGCGGUGGUGGCAGCAGCGGUGGCAGCAGCGGCGGCAACGGUGGCAGCAAUUAUGGGCCCAGCUGGGACCGUCCCUUAGAAAAUUCUAGGAAUUUUGAUCAAAGCAGCUACUCAGGCUCCCAGGGACACAGUUCUGGCUCUUCCUCGGGUAGCAGUGGCGGCGGAAGCGGUGGUGGAAAUAAACCCGAGUGUGACAACCCAGGGAAUGAAGUCCGCGUGUCUGGAGGAUCUGGGGGUCAGGGCUUCCAAGGAGGACAGGGAGGGCCCGGCAGCUCUGGUGACAUCAGGGAAAUAAGCAAAGAAGGCAGUCACCUCGUUGGGGGCUCCCAAGGCAAUUUUCAGUGGCAAGGGUCCGGUGGUGAAGCUGUCAGUGGGAUCAAUACCUUGAACUCUCAGACAUCUCCUGGGCUCUUCAACUUCGACACUUUCUGGAAGAAUUUUAAAUCCAAGCUGGGUUUCAUUAACUGGGAUGCCAUAAACAAGGGCCAAGUCCCGUCCCCCAGCACGCGGGCCCUCCUCUACUUCAGCCGGCUCUGGGAGGAUUUCAAACACAACACCCCUUUCCUGAACUGGAAAGCAAUUAUCGAGGGCGCCGAUGCGUCAUCGCUCCAGAAGAGGUCGGGCGGCGCCGGUCAGUCUGGCACGGGAUGGCAAGAGGUGGCGGCCGUAACUUCUAAGCACAACUAUAACCAGCAGGCACACCCUACUCCUUCUGGUGGGCAGUACUCAGCCAAGAUCCCUUCUAAGGGGGUAGCCACGCCUUCUUCCUCGGCUUCCCGGGUGCAGCCUGGCCUGCUGCGGUGGGUGAAGUUCUGGUAGGGAGGAGCAAGAGCGAGGGGACCCGCAGGCGAGACAGAAGAUUAUUUCCAGUCAUGACUGAGGCCCCGAAAAACGUCAGUCUUCGAGGAGCCCGACCGUCCCUAGCUCUCCCCUCCCUGUGUCAGGCUUGGUCUAGGUGCCGACACCUGUUUUUUCCAGGUUGGGGACCAAGUCUGUCUGUCCCUUGUAUCUUGCAACCGCACUGUGGGGUCUCCGUGACCAGCAACUUCAUCAGAUAAACCCGCCACUUUUCUUCACCUACUCCGUUUUGUGACCUGAAGUCGGUGUGACAGUUCUUCAGAAGAAGCUUCUCCUCCUCCUGAGUUUCUUUAUGGAAAUAAAACCCGAAUCCUGUUUCCCUAA
This is a messenger RNA of Panthera uncia (snow leopard), 2835 nucleotides long. RefSeq names its product dermokine (gene DMKN). NCBI's taxonomy places the organism in Eukaryota, Metazoa, Chordata, Mammalia, Carnivora, Felidae. Bases 853 to 2472 code for a protein of 539 amino acids. The record is from RefSeq and is a predicted model, not a curated record. The transcript has 22 exons. Gene Ontology annotation, biological process: cornified envelope assembly.